CUAACAUCCAACCUCCCCCAUCCUCCUCACAUCAUGGCCAACGCCCUGUAUAACGUCUACCGGCUAGCUGGUCCCGUGGCAGCCGGUGCUAUCUUGUUCAACGCCUCCAUCUAUGAUGUUCGCGGUGGUACUCGCGCCGUCAUCUUCGACAGGAUCUCUGGUGUGCAGGAGACGGUUGUCAACGAAGGCACACACUUUUUGAUUCCCUGGUUGCAGCGAGCUAUUGUCUACGAUGUCCGGACAAAGCCGCGCAAUAUCUCUACCACCACUGGAAGUAAGGAUUUGCAGAUGGUCAGCCUGACGCUUCGCGUGUUGCAUCGCCCGGAGGUGCCGAAGCUGCCUCAGAUCUACCAGUCCUACGGCACAGACUACGACGAACGUGUCCUCCCCUCCAUCGGAAACGAAGUCCUCAAAGCAAUCGUCGCCCAAUUCGACGCCGCCGAGCUAAUCACCCAACGUGAAGCCGUCUCCAACCGAAUCCGCAACGACCUCCUCAAGCGCGCAUCCCAGUUCAACAUCGCCCUCGAAGACGUCUCCAUCACCCACAUGACCUUCGGCAAGGAAUUCACCCGCGCCGUCGAGCAGAAGCAGAUCGCCCAGCAAGACGCCGAGCGGGCGCGCUUCAUCGUCGAGCGCGCCGAGCAAGAGCGCCAGGCGAACGUUAUCCGUGCUGAGGGUGAAGCCGAGUCUGCCGAGAUUAUCAGCAAGGCCGUUGCCAAGGCUGGUAGUGGUUUGAUUGAGAUCCGUAAGAUCGAUGCUAGCAAGGAGAUUGCCCAGACACUGGCCAAUAACCCCAACGUCACGUACUUGCCGGGUGGAGAGGGUAAGGAUGGUGGGAAGAGCACUAGCCUGCUCUUGGGUCUGCGGAGUUAAAGGGUGAGAUGAGAAGGUUUUUGGAGGGAGGAAAUGAGUUCUGAAAGGAAGGGCUGGUUUAGCUUGAUGCCGGCUGCUUUCUUUUUUGACCAAACCAAAUGUACCAAUUAAUCGCAAGCGAGAGACCGUGAGACUGUGGAUGAGUCUUGCGGUGGUGGACUUGAUUUGUUUGUCCGCCAUUAUUGAUCUGUAGCAAUACCAAUACCUCUACUCUAUUAUGUGUCAGGCCGGAGGAUAACAACCUC
Penicillium subrubescens is the source of this 1118-nucleotide messenger RNA. RefSeq names its product prohibitin subunit PHB1 (gene phb1). Bases 34 to 873 code for a protein of 279 amino acids. The transcript is spliced from 2 exons. Gene Ontology annotation, cellular component: membrane; mitochondrion. Lineage: Eukaryota; Fungi; Ascomycota; Eurotiomycetes; Eurotiales; Aspergillaceae. The record is from RefSeq and is a predicted model, not a curated record. Gene Ontology annotation, biological process: mitochondrion organization.